This is a messenger RNA of Xylaria bambusicola, 2737 nucleotides long. RefSeq lists its product as uncharacterized. The coding region runs from base 174 to 2585 and encodes 803 amino acids. NCBI's taxonomy places the organism in Eukaryota, Fungi, Ascomycota, Sordariomycetes, Xylariales, Xylariaceae. Gene Ontology annotation, biological process: cristae formation. The transcript is spliced from 2 exons. The record is from RefSeq and is a predicted model, not a curated record.
AUAUUAAGUACGUUUCAAAUGUACCCUGUGUCGCAUCAUUAUCGUCGUUAUUCUACUUCCUAUCCCCUCAUGUUACCAAGAUACUCGUCUACAACCCCAGAACAAGGGCCUUGUUCCAUCGUGUUAUCCCAGAAUAGAUCAGACAAUACUCAUUAAGCUAGGUCAGCUCGCACAUGGCGGAUUCGACCUCCGCGCGGGGCGUACGGAAUAGCACCCAUUCGGGUCGACAAACUCGAGGUCAAGAAGCGUAUCGAGCACCUACACUAUAUCAAUCGCGCCAAGGGAUAAACAGCUAUGCAUCUUUGAGAUCCACUGCUUCCCGCUUCUCCCUGAACGAGCAGUUCGCUGCCACUAGGCGUGAGUAUGAGUUCGGAUAUGACGAUGCGUCGUCUAUAUGGGAGCGAGAGACUGUCAGAUCACGUCGCCUUAAAGACGAGCUCGACACCGCUAGUAUUCUUGUUCCCAACGCCGAAGAGAUAACGGACUCCGAUCUCACACUGCCUCUCCUUAACGCUGAUGACUUCUGUGAUAUUUUAUGUGUGUCUCGCAACCCUUCAGUUGAAAGCAUCCUGCAAGCCUAUCUUAGGCUUUACCCUCUACUGGAUCCGGAGCAGCAGCCUCCACAUCAACGUCAGACUGCUGAAGCAUAUUCUAAGAUCAUACAACAAGCUAUCGAAAUUCUCAUUGAUCAUCGCCAGAAGGCGCAUAAAGAUCCCAUUCAUCGGGAUGCUACAGAUGGCCUUGACUACGAUGGCCCAGUGCUUAAUCCACCAAGUCUCGCCACUCUCCAUGGAGAGUCAAGUAUAAACGAGUUUGGUACUAGCUUUGAUGUACAAAAAGCUUUGAGAAAUGAGAGACAUAUUUCGAAGCGGAGGAAAACCCUUCUCGAACUCGUUGAUUUUGAAGUAGGCCAUGCGACUUCUGUUCAUUUGAGUGAGCUCGACCAGAAAAUACGUCGAUCAAUGCAGCGGUUGAAGCACAUCGCUACAAGCGGCGAUAAAGCGACGGACAAGGGAGGUAUGCCAUUUUCGACGACAAAACACAUGUGUGGUACUAUUGCGACUCUUCGGGCAUCCGUUUACGGCUUCCUACAAGAAGAUAAGUCUGCGCUAUCCCGGCUUGAUCUUUACCAACCCAGCUUCCCUCGCACUUCAAAUCGAGACCGGUUUGCAUUGCUACAGCAUGGCCGAAUACGACCUUUAGUCGCCGUGACCCUGCGGCACACCAUUCCAGUACCCCUAUCUCAUGGCGAUACAACAGCCACGCUGCAUACGUUGACUUCGAAGAACUGCUCGACUGAGGAUGGACUGGUAGUUGAGAUCGGGUCGACUAUACUUCCAGAUCCAGUUGGCUCUAUUAGAGUCUCCCAAUUCGUAGCCCUUCCUUUCGAUCACUGCAAAAGCCUUUUGAGACUAGAAUCAGAACAGAGUAUACGAGAGAGAAUGUAUCCCAGGCUGGCAGCUACUAUAGAGCGACCAACUGCCAGAGGUCAAAUGAUAGUCCAUAUAGCUAGCGGGGACUGGCGAAGCCAGGCAGCAGAGACGUGUCGUUAUGUUGCCGAUUUCGCAAGCGCCAAGCGAAAAUACCUCAGCGUUGGGCCGCUCCACGACCUUCUCGAUAGACUAUCAACGCUGAGGCCCCCUCGAGUAGAGAUUGCCUACAAGCAUGGUGGCAAUUUCGAGUAUCGCGAAUCUUACAUAGCCACUGAGCGUCUCAACCAGGGCAUUCGGGCCUUCGAUGUCACAUCGGGCAGGGAUAAGAACGGUUCUUGGACUGUCGCUGCUGUGGCGGAACCUCGAUACUACUCGCUCUCGGCCAAAUAUGCACGAGAUGUCGACCCCUCUGCUCUUGAGCUUUACCAGCCCCUUUCGAUAUCCUCAAAACCUCAUGAUUUGCUAGCCACAGACGCCACCAAUCCCAUUAGCCGGCGGCUUCGCAUGGAGGCUGAAAUAGGCACAGACUGGUUCACUCCGGGCUAUCUAGCUCUCCGCUGUCUCAAGCGUGCGGGACGGUUCUCUAAGGUCGGCUUCGAGAUGGGGUUUAACAAAUACUCCCUAUACUUAUCCCUGUACUGGUCACGCUUAGGUCGACGAAUCAACAUUCCAUUCUACCUGUGCUCAGGAUCCAACCUCCGCUUUAAAACCCUCCUACUGACCGCCAUCCUCCCUUUUGCGGGACUCACGCUAUGGGAGCUUUGGGAUCGCUACCAUCGCCAAAAGCGACUUCAACAGCGACUCGCCACCCUGCUAGAUCACCGGUACAUCCAGAAACGUCGGGACGAAGCCGACACGCUGAUGACGCUCAUGGCGCCCACUGUGCAGAACAGGCAGAAAAUAGAGUCUGCGAGAAAUGGUCUGGUGAUAUUGAGUGCUAAGUAUGGCGUCAAGGCCCGUGAUGCAGGCGAAGCGACUGCUUGGGGCGCUGCAGAGGUUGCUGAUGUCACUAUCCCUUUGGCGGCGCUUGUUGACCGGGGACAGUUAUUCAUACCUGCCGGUGUGCGGAAGAGCUAUAUUCUUGGAUUUUGGGACCCCGAGCCGGAGGAAGAAAAGGUGUUGCAUGUGCGAUAUUCGUUCCAAGGUAGAUAGAGAAGCUACUGUUGAGGUGAGAGGAGAUGAUGAGCAGCUGGUCCUACCACCGCCUUGGUUGUAGAUAAAGCUUGUUUAUCGCGUGAAUAUAGUCUUUUAUCAAAAUGCUAAUGACAUAUUCCAAAUAAUUGCUCAUCACAGUAUCAAGGCUC